Messenger RNA from Tuber melanosporum (Perigord truffle), 1524 nucleotides. RefSeq lists its product as uncharacterized. NCBI's taxonomy places the organism in Eukaryota, Fungi, Ascomycota, Pezizomycetes, Pezizales, Tuberaceae. The coding region runs from base 304 to 1524 and encodes 406 amino acids. The transcript has a single exon. Gene Ontology annotation, biological process: regulation of transcription by RNA polymerase II. Gene Ontology annotation, molecular function: RNA polymerase II cis-regulatory region sequence-specific DNA binding; DNA-binding transcription factor activity, RNA polymerase II-specific. The record is from RefSeq and is a predicted model, not a curated record. Gene Ontology annotation, cellular component: CCAAT-binding factor complex.
CCGAAUUUACCCCAUCCAGUCAUUGCUCUUGGAACCCGCUCUGGUGUCUUUCAGAUAAUAUUCGGCAUCGCGUUCGUCGCGUCUUGACGUUUGUUACGGAUUCACGCCUUUCACGAGAGACACGCAUAGAAUCACGGCUUCUCCCCCCACCACCAUCCAAUACUUGAUCACCCCGCCAGCCCCUUCGCUCCCGGUGAAUCAAAUAUCAACUCUUCAAUCCUGGCGGCGGCUCACAAGGGACACUCCUACUCUCCCAAAGUUCCUCGCCAUCCUCUACACCCUUUAGAUCGAUCUUCUAACGAGAUGGCUUUUGCUCCGAGAUACCCGCAACCCCAUUCUACACACCAUGUUCAUGGUACUGCUGGGUCAUAUUCACCCCAGCAGAAUCCCGGAGGUGGGGUCAGCGGAGGAUCUCCCCAUAUCCCCAAUGCCUCGAUGCAUCAACCAGGGAAUCAACACUCCCCACAGAUGCCCACCACAAGCCAUCAAUAUUACACACCAUAUAUGACUACCGCUAUACCCCAGCCUGGUCCAUUCUUUAUGCAAUCUUCGGAUAACGGUUUACCACUUAGUGGUCAGAAGUCGAUAGCUUCCCCGCGGAUGAACACAGGGCCAACAAAGGUAAAGAGAGAAGGAACACAGAAUAGGUCGCCCCAAAUGGCUUCUUCAACCACAAACCAGGUUGGUUCAGGUCAACAAGUUAUACAACCUCCGAAUCAGCAGGUUUCUCAACAGACAAUGCAAAAUGUAGCCCAAUUGUCUCAGCGAAGGAUGAGCCAACAGCAGGGUCCGACAGGCAGCCCUUCGUUGCAGCAUGCCCAGCCAGUCAACAGCACAAGAACAUCCGCGCCCCCACAACCUCCCGCAACCCAGCAAACGGCUCCACCACCACCUCCUCAAUCACAACCCCCGCCUUCGCAACCCGUCCAACAACCACCAAUGCACCCCCCCGUUCAACCCCAUCAGCAGUCUCCCGACCUGGGACCACCUGAGGAAUCCCCCCUCUAUGUAAAUGCCAAGCAGUUCCACCGAAUAUUAAAGAGAAGAGUAGCUCGGCAAAAGUUGGAGGAGGCCCUUAGACUAACGUCGAAGCAGCGAAAGCCCUACCUUCAUGAGUCACGACACAAUCAUGCCAUGAGGCGACCGAGAGGGCCGGGAGGAAGGUUUUUGACGGCAGAAGAGGUAGCGGAUAUGGAGAAGAAGCAGAGGGAACAGAGUGGUAAUGGUGCUGGGGAUAGUAAUGGUGGGAACAACGGGCAACCAGCCGCCGUGACGAAGAAUAAGGAGGCGGAUAAGGCCAAUGCCACCCGAACACCCAACAGGAUGCCACCGAAUGCAGCGCAUCCCCACAGUGGAGGAGGAAGCAGUGCUCCGACAAGUGGGUCAAUGAAGAGGAAAGCUGGACAGGCGGGGUUGCCGUCUAGUAGCCCGGUGAAGAAGGCUAAAUCUUCAAACCCACGGUCUCACAUACCCAACAUAAACAGCGAGAGUGACGAUGAGGAGUUGGGUGAGGAGGAUGAUUAG